GCUUGGAAAUUUGUAAGUACCCGAUCACUUUGUUGAGAAAGGAAGUUUCCUUGAAAUUUCCUUUCACUUUCUGGGUGGAAAACAUUUGUCAUAUCACUUUUAUAGUACAUUGGCUCUACCAGACCCACUGGCUCUACCACCCACAGAAGAAAGUAGAAAGCGUGGUCACUACCUCUCUCUGUUUUUUUGGGUGGGUUUUGGUUGGAUUGGUUCUUGUGGUUGUUUUCUUGCCAAUUCUCUGGCUUUGUGAUUUGUUAAUUUGUUGUUCUGCUGAGCUAUUGUUCGAGUUGGUGUGUUUCACUUUCAUUGAUCUCGAGUUUGUUUUGCUGGAUCAUUUUCUCUUUACGUAUUUACUGAGUGUUUGCAGAACCAGAUUUCCAGGAACUGUUUUUCUCCCAUGGCCUUGAGCACCCACAGAGCUUCUACAUCUCGUACUUCAGCUGAAUGGGCUCCUCCUCGAUGGAAGCAUGAUGUUUUUCUGAGUUUCAGGGGCGAAGACACUCGCAAGGGUUUUAUCUCUCAUUUAGACCAUGCAUUGGCCUACUGGCAAGCAAUGAGAACUUUCAAGGACGAUCGAGAACUUGAAGUAGGAGCAACUAUUUCUCUGGAGCUGUUGAUCGCAAUCAAAGAAUCGUAUCUUGCCAUCAUUGUUCUCUCCCCAAAUUACGCUUCUUCCACUUGGUGCUUGAAUGAACUCUCAGAGAUUCUUGAAUGCAUGGAAGACACCAAGAGAAUUCUGCCAAUCUUUUAUGACGUGGAUCCUUCCGAUGUACGAAACCAAAGGGGGAGUUUUGCGAAAGCUUUCACUGAGCAUGAAGAAAGGUUUAGUGGAGAUGCAGAGAAGCUGAAUCGGUGGAGAGCCGCUUUAAGAAAUGUUGCCAAUCUCGCUGGCUUAGAUUCAAAAAAUUAUAAGUCAGAAGCAGAGCUUAUCGAAGACAUUGUCAAACGUGUGUGGAAGAAAGUGAAUCCUACAGUCACGUUGUUAGAUUCUCAAGAGAAGUUAGUCGGAAUUGAUUCUGCACUUGAUCAACUACACUUGCAUUUAGCUCCCGAAGAAAAUGAUGUCCGCUUUAUAGGGAUAUGGGGGAUGGGCGGGGUAGGCAAAACAACCCUUGCUAAAUUAGUUUUUGAGAGAAUUUCCCAUCAUUUCGAGCAUCGCUCUUUUCUACCUAAUGUGAGAAAGGGAGAGGUUUCUGGUCUAGGAAGACAGCUGCUUUCCUCAAUCUUGAAGGAAAAUUAUAUCCCAGGUUGGGAUGAAGGGGAGGGAAUCCUUAAGAACUGUUUAUUGAAUAAAAAGGUUCUUCUCGUGCUUGAUGAUGUGGAUCAACUAAACCAACUAGAAAAACUGGUUGGAAAUAAAAAAUGGUUCGGUGUGGGGAGUAGAAUUAUCAUCACAACUAGAAAUGAACGCCUACUAGUUGAGCAUGGUAUAGAGAAAAUGUACAAGGUCGUGGUCUUAAAGAAUGAUGAAGCUCUUGGGCUCUUUAGUCGACAUGCCUUUAAGAAAGAUCAGCCUGAGGAAGGUUUUCAGGAACUGUCUCAGCAUUUCCUAAAUUAUGCCAACGGCCUUCCAUUAGCUCUUAAAAUUUUGGGGCGUGCUUUGUAUGGGAGAGGUCAAGAUGUAUGGAAGAGUGCGUUGUAUAAUCUAAACAAAAUUCCUGAUCCAGAUAUUUUUGAUUCACUCAAAGUAAGUUAUGAUGGACUAAAAGAGAUGGAGAAGAAAAUUUUUCUGCAUGUUGCGUGUCUCCAUACAGGGAAGGAUAAAGAGCAAGUAAUUGAAAUACUAGACUGUACCCUUGACAUUUCCAGUCAUAUUGAAAUAGAUAUUCUUAUUGAGAAAUCUCUCUUAACUAUUGACAAACGCUUUCAUAGCAACAUUGUUGAGAUGCAUGAUUUGAUACAAGAAAUGGCAAGGACAAUUGUUCGUGAAGAGUCUCCCAAAGAGCCUGGUAAAAGGAGUAUUUUAUGCCAUCACGAGGACAUUUUUCAUGUAUUGAUGAACAAUACGGGAACGGGAGCAAUUGAAGCCAUAGUCCUACGUCUGCCCAAAUUUAAAGCAGUGCCCUGGAAUUGUACUAAAGCCUUCAAUAAGAUGCACGGGUUAAGGCUCCUUGACUUUGAUAAUGUGGUGUUUUCUUCGGGCCCUAAAUUUCUUCCAAAUUCCUUAAUAAUUAUGCAUUGGACUUCGUAUCCUUCCAAAUCGCUCCCAUCAGGUUUCGAACCACAGUUGCUUUAUGAACUAAAAAUGAGGGAUAGCAAACUUGUCCGGCUUUGGGAUGGAGCACAGGAUUUACCGAAUUUGAAAUAUAUGGAUCUUGGUCUCUCUGAAAAUUUGACCAGUAUCCCAGAUUUUACACGCAUUCCAAAUCUUGAGGAAUUGAAUCUGGCUUAUUGUAUGAAAUUAGGCGAGGUUCACCCGUCUAUUGCAGUUCACAAAAAGCUGAAGGUUUUAACUCUUACUUGUUGUUUUAGUAUCAAGAGUCUCCCAAGUAAGUUGGAAAUGGAUUCUCUUGAAUCCUUUUGUCUUUGGGGCUGCUCAAAAGUGAAAAAGAUACCAGAAUUUGGGGAACAUAUGCAGAACCUGUCAGAGCUUUUUCUACUUGAUACUGCUAUCGAGAAAAUACCUUCAUCAAUUGAACAUCUAGUUGGCCUUGCUAAAUUGAAUGUAAGUGGUUGCAAAAGACUCUUGGGUCUGCCGAGUGCGAUAUGCAAUUUGAAGUCUCUUAAAAUCCUCUAUGGGUAUGGAUGCUCAAAACUUGACAAACUGCCAGGGGACAUGGAGUCUUAGAGGAACUUUAUUUAAGCGGAAGUGCAAUGAGAGAGCUGCCACGUGUUGCUAUGAAAAAUCUCAAAAACUUACUUGGAAUUAGGAAGAGUGUUGACCCUGACCCUCGGCGUUUGGUGUUGUCUUCUCUAACUCAUUUAGGGUCUUUGACUGAAUUAGAUCUGUGUGAUUAUAAUAUUGGAGAAGGAGCCAUUCCAGAUGAUAUCGGCCGCUUGUCUUCUUUAAAAGGGUUGAAGCUUAGUGGAAACAAUUUCGUUAGCCUUCCCUCAAGCAUUAGAUUCCUUUCUGAGCUUGUGUAUCUUGAAUUGGAGAGGUGCAAAAGGCUUGAGCGAUUGCCAGAUCUUCCGUCAAGUAAAUACUUAUUCGUAAAUGUGAACGACUGUACUUCCUUAAAUGGGUUGUCAGAUCCAUCAAAGUUGAGCGAAGGAGCCAAUGUGUAUGAUUUUGGCUCUAGUUGUGUUAAUUGCUUCAGAUUGGUUGAAGAAGGAGGCUGGAUCUGGAUUAAUAGAAUAUUUGCAAUGAUAUUGACAAUGGCCACCUGUCCUGAUAACAGUUUUUUUGGGCCUUCUCAUACACACCGUUUUGCAUGGCUUUCUUGUACACACCGUUUUGUAUGGCCUGGAAGUGAAAUUCCAGAGUGGUUCGAUAAUCGAAGUGUGGGAGAUUCAAUAAUUGUGGAGCUGCCUCUACCUCCACAAACAUGCAGUGACUGGGUUGGGAUUGCUUUGUGUAUUGUUUUUGAAGAUUCUGAAACAUGCAGUGAGUAUGAUUAUUUAGAAAUUUACACAUCACCUAUGCGUUCAAUGGAUUGGACACCUAUGGGUUCAAUGGAUUGGCCUAAGUUUAAAGUCGGGCAUCUUGGGUCACAGCACCUUUGGGUUUUCUAUUUGCCUCGCGAUAAACCCAGGCUCAAGGACGCCUCAGGCAGUCAUCGGUUUUCAUUCGAAGGGCAUUAUUCUUUAAGCAGAUGGGAUAAUUAUAAACAUCUGAAUACAAGCUCAAUUAUAAAGAAAUGUGGAGCCCGUUUGGUGUACCAGAGAGAUUUGGAAGAAUUCAGCCGAAUUCUGAAAAUCCUUAUGCCAGCAGCACUACAGGCAUCCGAUGACGAGGAGGCAGGUCCAAUUGGUAGUA
Prunus avium (sweet cherry) is the source of this 3916-nucleotide messenger RNA. The record is from RefSeq and is a predicted model, not a curated record. NCBI's taxonomy places the organism in Eukaryota, Viridiplantae, Streptophyta, Magnoliopsida, Rosales, Rosaceae.